Molecule: messenger RNA, 258 nt
Organism: Puccinia triticina
Lineage: Eukaryota; Fungi; Basidiomycota; Pucciniomycetes; Pucciniales; Pucciniaceae
Exons: 2
Coding region: 1-258 (85 amino acids)
Source: RefSeq, a predicted model, not a curated record
AUGAUGCGCCCAACCGGCGCGCCCAUGCUCUGGCUCAACUUCCUCGUCACGCCCUCCGCCAGACUCUCGGCCCGCAACGAGGCCAUCAUCAAGCUCAAGAUCUCGCCCCUCAGAUUAUACGUGGACCAGGAUGCUGUCGACUUCUUGAAGACCUUUUUUGCCUUUCAGAAUCACUCGUCUCCCUCCGCCUCCGUCUCUCCGAUCUCUUUGUCACCCAAUUCGGCUGGACCUCCUGUCGAGGGCCUCCAAGGGGCUUAA